GCUUCUCGUUGUGCCCCGCCCGCAAGCGUCCUCCUUUGGGACUUCGUGACAGCCAGGUCAUGCGCGGGUCAUCCUGGGAUUGGUAGUUCGCUUUCUCUCAUUUAGGCAGUUUCUCUCUCUACCGGGGACUCCGCGUCCCGGCAUCCACCGCGGCACUUGACCCUUGGCGCUUGCGUGUUGCCCUCUUCCCCACCCUCCCUAAUUUCCACUCCCCCCACCCCACUUCGCCUCCCGCGGUCGGGUCCGCGGCUUGCGCUGUAGCGGUAGCCGCCGUUCCUUGGAAGUAGCAACUUCCCUACCCCACCCCAGUCCUGGUCCUCCGUCCAGCCGCUGACGUGAAGAUGAGCAGCUCAGAGGAGGUGUCCUGGAUUUCCUGGUUCUGUGGCCUCCGUGGCAAUGAAUUCUUCUGUGAAGUGGAUGAAGACUACAUCCAGGACAAAUUUAAUCUUACUGGACUCAAUGAGCAGGUCCCUCACUAUCGACAAGCUCUAGACAUGAUCUUGGACCUGGAGCCUGAUGAAGAACUGGAAGACAAUCCCAACCAGAGUGACCUGAUUGAGCAGGCAGCCGAGAUGCUUUAUGGAUUGAUCCACGCCCGCUACAUUCUUACCAACCGUGGCAUCGCCCAGAUGUUGGAAAAGUACCAGCAAGGAGACUUUGGUUACUGUCCUCGUGUGUACUGUGAGAACCAGCCAAUGCUUCCCAUUGGCCUUUCAGACAUCCCAGGUGAAGCCAUGGUGAAGCUCUACUGCCCCAAGUGCAUGGAUGUGUACACACCCAAGUCAUCAAGACACCAUCACACGGAUGGCGCCUACUUCGGCACUGGUUUCCCUCACAUGCUCUUCAUGGUGCAUCCCGAGUACCGGCCCAAGAGACCUGCCAACCAGUUUGUGCCCAGGCUCUACGGUUUCAAGAUCCAUCCGAUGGCCUACCAGCUGCAGCUCCAAGCCGCCAGCAACUUCAAGAGCCCAGUCAAGACGAUUCGCUGAUUCCCUCCCCCACCUGUCCUGCAGUCUUUGACUCUUCCUUUCUUUUUUGCCACCCUUUCAGGAACCCUGUAUGGUUUUUAGUUUAAAUUAAAGCAGUCAUUAUUGUGGUGGGAAUAUGAAAUAAAGUGGAAGAAAAGGCCAUGA
This is a messenger RNA of Nomascus leucogenys (northern white-cheeked gibbon), 1133 nucleotides long. RefSeq names its product casein kinase 2 beta (gene CSNK2B). Gene Ontology annotation, cellular component: cytoplasm; protein kinase CK2 complex. The record is from RefSeq and is a predicted model, not a curated record. Gene Ontology annotation, molecular function: protein kinase regulator activity. NCBI's taxonomy places the organism in Eukaryota, Metazoa, Chordata, Mammalia, Primates, Hylobatidae.